Molecule: messenger RNA, 1261 nt
Organism: Galendromus occidentalis (western predatory mite)
Lineage: Eukaryota; Metazoa; Arthropoda; Arachnida; Mesostigmata; Phytoseiidae
Gene: Pex13
Product: peroxisomal biogenesis factor 13
Exons: 7
Coding region: 102-1217 (371 amino acids)
Biological process (GO): protein import into peroxisome matrix, docking
Cellular component (GO): peroxisome; peroxisomal membrane; peroxisomal importomer complex
Molecular function (GO): protein binding
Source: RefSeq, a predicted model, not a curated record
UCGGAGUGGUGCAGCGCCACCGAAACAAACACCAAGGCGUGUGUGUGUGUGCAUAGAGUGGUCACAAGGCGGAAGAUCUGGUGUGUGUACAAUAAGCAGAAAUGGCUCUCCCACCAAAACCAUGGGAAUCCACCACGAGUCCAGAACUUCCGGCUGCCGCCAUUCCGGCUCAAAACAGCUCAGACGGACCUCCGCCGGUACCUCGAUACAACGACGACAUGAAUGCAUUUGGAUCCUAUGGCGGAGGCUUGAAUUCCUACCACGGGAGUCCUUUCAUGUCUAGAUACGGCGGAAUGGGUUACCCUGGCUCCUACGGCCAAAUGUAUGGAGGCUACGGCGGUUACGGGGGUUAUGGCUCGUAUGGGGGCAUGAUGGGAAAUUAUGGAGCCCCUAAUGGAGAGUCCGAACUCGCCCGAAUGGCCGACGAAAGCACUCGAUCCGCAUUCCAAAGCGUCGAGCACCUCGUGCACGCUUUCAGCAGCGUAUCCAUGAUGCUAGAGAGCACGUAUUUUGCCCUGUACAACUCAUUUCGAGCAGUUAUAGGAGUCGCAGACCAUCUCUCCAGUGUAACGCAGCAGCUGUCCCAGUUGAUAAACUCGCUGUCGCUCAUCAGGACGCUCCGUUGGAUAAUUCGCAGGAGCCUUCAAGUACUCGGCAUCGUGCAAGUCGAUUCCGCCGAAACUGCGUGGAAUUCUGCGUCUCAUAUCACGAAUCAGGACGCGCUCGUGACGAAUACGUCGACCUCAUCGUGGCCCGUACUCGCGUUCUUCUCCGUCGUAAUGGGAGCUCCCUACCUCCUUUACAAGAUGUUCGGUCUGAGUGCCAAGGAGAGCAACAAAUGGGCGUCCGGUGAGGCGCCACAUUACUCAGCAGUUGCGCUCUACGAUUUCAUCGGUCGCAGCGACAGGGAAUUGAGUUUCCAGGCGGGAGCGAAAAUAAGGCUCGCCCCCAAAAAUCUCCAAUCAAAAGUCCAGGGAUGGUUGGUCGCAAGCAUCGAUGGUAAACGCACUGGACUAGUUCCAUACAAUUACCUUAAAAUCCUCGGUCCGUCAGAAUCGAUCGGGGCCCCAACGACUGCUCCCCAAAGUGUUUCAACCUGUCAACCUAGAUCCAGCGCAGAUCCUGAGGUGUUUCCUGCCGCAAGAGAAGAAGGAGACUCACCGACGAAUACUCCGAAUGGUUUCGUAAAUAUUAGUAUGUCGGAAGUUAGCAAAUGAAAGAUGUGACGUAUCACCUUCGACUGUAUACUCGUAUUCUUCUA